Molecule: messenger RNA, 1957 nt
Organism: Cyclopterus lumpus (lumpfish)
Lineage: Eukaryota; Metazoa; Chordata; Actinopteri; Perciformes; Cyclopteridae
Gene: ptgir
Product: prostaglandin I2 receptor
Exons: 3
Coding region: 555-1688 (377 amino acids)
Biological process (GO): inflammatory response; positive regulation of cytosolic calcium ion concentration; negative regulation of smooth muscle cell proliferation
Cellular component (GO): plasma membrane
Molecular function (GO): prostacyclin receptor activity; thromboxane receptor activity
Source: RefSeq, a predicted model, not a curated record
UCUGAUUGAUAGUCGGCAUAAAGAAGUGUAUUCUUUAAGAUGUUCACCUGUUUAUUGAUCUUAAAUUGCCUUUUGAAUAAUGUCUGCAGCGCGUUUCGCUGCCCCGGCUCAGUGGGUGGGACUUUACAUCGAUCCGAACCCGACUGGGAGGUGCGCAGAGAGACAGAAGGAGAAAGGAAGCGGAUCUCAUUUAGUUUCUCUCUCCGUCCCGUGAGUUCAGUACCGCCGACACGAUACCGACAGCGGCACUUUUAAACUCCGUCUCGGCUAAAUCGUGUACAAAGUAGGAGCCUGAAUACGAUGAAGAAGAAGAAGAAGGAGCAGGCUCGUUACUUUUAAACGCCUUAGUAUCGCUUCUCUCCGCCAGAGCAGGUGAAAGAUUGCAAAACGGUCUGCAGAGAACCACGUCUUUAGUCUACGCAUCAUUAUGGGACUUGGCUUACACCCAUGCCUUCUGUGUUGCCAAAUGAUGGUGCAGAGUUCAGGAUUUGUUGUGUGUGAAUUCCUUAUUUAUGCCCCAUUGAGCUGGCAUAUUUCUUCACUGUGAGUUAAACAUGAACAAAAACAUGGUUUCAAACGAAUCCUGUCACAAUACCACCUGCAAUGACACUCUCAUAGUGAAUGGAGAUGGCAAGCCAGCAACAAGCAUCAUCAUGUUUAUGGCUGCCAUGGUUGGAAACCUGCUGGCUCUCUUCAUCCUCGGGGUGCACCGGAAGGAGCAUCGCUCCAGGUCUUCAAUCUUCUGCAUCCUGGUGACCGGCCUGGCCCUCACCGACCUGCUGGGCACUUGCCUCCUCAGCCCACCUGUGUUCAUCUGCUACACCUACAACAUGUCCCUAAUAAGUCUGGGCGGCGAGGGCCUGUGCAACCUCUUUGGCUUUGCCAUGAGUUUCUUUGGCCUGGCGCCAACGCUCAUCCUGUGUGCCAUGGCCGUGGAGCGCUGCCUGGCCAUCAGCCACCCUUAUUUUUACUCUGUACACAUCCGCCGCAGGUUUGCCAAAUUAACUCUUUUCUUUAUUUACCUGUUUUCUUUGGCCUUCUGUCUGCUGCCAUACAUCGGCUAUGGCAAAUUCAGACAGUACUGUCCUGGCACGUGGUGCUUCAUCGACAUGGAUGCAGCAGGGGAUGAACAGGCCAGUUUGGUGCUGGCCUUCUCUCUCUCCUACUCCUCCCUCAUGGCACUGCUGAUAGUUGCUGUGUUCGUGUGCAACGGUUCAGUGAUUGUCAGCUUGUGCCAGAUGCACCGGAGCCAGAUGAUGCGGCGGGGCUCGAGUGGGACGACGGGGAGGAGAAGGAGGCUGAGCCUGGCCUGGUUCGUAAAGGGAGAAGAGGAGAUGGACCACCUGGUGCUGCUGGCGCUCAUCACUGUCAUCUUUGUGGUCUGCUCGCUGCCACUCACUAUUGCAGGCUUUAUCAACGCCAUUCAUCCAUUUUGUGGCGACACAAAGAACCUGACAGCCUUCCGCUUCUACGCACUGAACCCCAUCGUGGAUCCCUGGGUCUUCAUCAUCUGCCGCAAGUCUGUGUUUAACCACCUUUGCUCUCUGCUGAGCUGCCGUUUCAGCAGAAAAGCUGUGAAGACGACGGCCCACUGCUCUCUGUCUUUACCACUUGACAAUCACGUGCAGCGCAACAACCCAGACGUGACCGUUCCACAGACAAACAUGUACUCCAGUGUACCUCUGUGACCCAACAGGACCUGGAAGCUAGGAGGAGUCCGGGUCUGAUAAAACAUUUGUGAAAUGAUAUUUUAACAUUUGCAUCCCGGAUGCAUGCACUCACUAUAGAAAUAGAAACUGUUUCAAAGUUGCAGGAAGCCUUGUGCCAUAAAACAAACAGCACUGUAACUUAAGGAAACACAUCAAAUCAUGUACUAAUCAUGUAUGUAUGCCUAUGAAUAAUAUACUGUAGUAUCUGAAUAUGUGCACUCGGGUAAAAGCUAUAUGGAUGAACAAUA